GUGUCAGAUCUGACAAUUACCAGGAAACCUGAACAAAUCUGUUUAAAAUUUACAAUCUCUGAUGCGAUCGACGUCGCACAGGUUGCGAAGGCCAGCAAUGGAAAUCGGAUUGAUGACUUUUAGGGAGAAGGAGCCCCUUGAAAUGCCGCUGUUUCCAUUGCAUUCCCGACGCCGUUGCGCGGAUUUUCCCGUGGGAGGUUAAAGGAUUGGCACUACGUUGAUGAAGAAGAAUGAGUGGGUGACGAAGCGUGUGAGCUUGGCUCGUAAAUUCGACGAUUGUAAGUAUGUGGUUUUAGCACGGAGAGGGUGGUGGAGAUGCGGUGACAGGGGUCUAGGGUUUUCGUAGCCCAGGAAGGUCGAGACUUUCGUUGUUUGAACGGGAAUUUUGGUGGAAGUGGAGUGUGGAGGGGAAGAAAUGGAUUCGUGGGUUCUGAUUUGAUUAUGACGAAAGUGCCUGGAGUUUUUGAUUGUUUUGAGGAAGGGUUGAGGUACCAGCUUUUCAAGAUGAUGGGAUCUUUCAUUACCAGGGGAAUCAUAAUGUUACUUGGUUAUGUGUAUCCGGCAUAUGAAUGCUUCAAGGUAGUGGAGAAGAAUAGGCCCAAUUUGGAGCACUUGCGAUUUUGGUGUCAGUACUGGAUUAUAAUUGCAGCUCUUACAGUGUUCGAACGAUUGGGAGAAAUUAUGAUUUCUUGGGUUCCAAUGUAUAAUGAAGCGAAGCUGGCUUUUAUCAUAUAUCUUUGGUAUCCAAAGACUCUGGGAACAUCGUAUGUGUACUUUACCUUUUUGAGACCCUUUGUAGUCAAGCACGAGUCUGAGAUUGACCGUCAACUGAAUGAAUUAACGACCAGAGCUGGAGACUUGGCCUUUUUCUGGUGGCAUCGGAGUUCAGGUUAUAUUCAAGCACAGUUCUAUCAGCUUCUAGCUUAUGUUGCCUCACAGUCAAAUAGGACUCAGCAGGGUACAGAUUCCCGUCAAAUUCCUCAACCUUCUCGACAACCUCCUCGUCCUACUUCGCAAAUCCCUCAUCAUGAUGGCCCGCAGGGUGGCCCUCAAGUCUGUCCACCUCCUCCGUCUGAAGGGCUUCCUGAAUCUGCUCCCGGAGGUGCAGGUUAUCCUCCGGUAAAUGUUGAAGGUCCUCAUCCUCCUCCAGCAGCACCCCUGAUUGGGUCAGGUCUUUAUCCUCCUGUGGCUGGCCAAGCUGGUCAAGGGCCCUACCCCCCUCCACCAGGACCUCAUUCUACUGGCUCAGUCUACCGUCGGCGUGGAUCAGGAACAGGAACAGGGCCAGCGAAUCUUCUCUCAGAGGAUUCGGAUUCGGAUUCGGAUUCAGAUUAUGAUAUAGUGGAGCACAGUGCAGAGAACCGCCCGGAAGGUCGUCCUGAGGGUCGAUUGGAGAGUAAGCCUCUGCAAGCAAAUCCAUCGACUGGAGUGCAUGAUGUGCCCUUAAAAGUUUAUAACACGAGGAAUCGUCUGCGAUCCAGUGGUUCCCGGUGAGAAGUUGAUGAUGGCUGCUUGCCAAUGAAGAACGAACUUCCUCAGUAUGCUAGUCACGGUUGUCUGUCCAGACCAUUUCGUUGGAUUGAUUUGGAAUGGUGAAGGAUAUGAACUACCUAACGUAAAUUUUCGUUAAGAUCAUGGUGAACAAACGUCAAUGUGGCAAACUUGCUGGUUGGUAUUGGGACUGCUGAAAAUCGUCUCUAUCAAGCUGAUACACCCAAGGCAUAUUUUAAACGAGCCAGGGAAAUUGGACCGCUGCAAGUGUAAGAUUUCAACCUCUAGCACUUUUUGUUACACAGCCCAACCAAGGAGUGGAAUACGCACAAUUUUGUGUCCGGUACAUAUUACACUUCGCCGUCAUUCAAACCUGCGUUUCUGUGGUAUUUGUUUGAAUGGGCCACUUUUCAUUUUUAUUAACCAUUGA
This is a messenger RNA of Physcomitrium patens, 1921 nucleotides long. RefSeq lists its product as uncharacterized. Lineage: Eukaryota; Viridiplantae; Streptophyta; Bryopsida; Funariales; Funariaceae. The record is from RefSeq and is a predicted model, not a curated record.